Helobdella robusta is the source of this 219-nucleotide messenger RNA. RefSeq lists its product as hypothetical. Gene Ontology annotation, biological process: negative regulation of translational initiation. Gene Ontology annotation, molecular function: eukaryotic initiation factor 4E binding. The transcript is spliced from 2 exons. Gene Ontology annotation, cellular component: cytoplasm. The annotation marks the transcript as partial. Lineage: Eukaryota; Metazoa; Annelida; Clitellata; Rhynchobdellida; Glossiphoniidae. The record is from RefSeq and is a predicted model, not a curated record.
ACAGCUGAUAAAAAGAUUCUAAUUAAGAAAGUGCAGAUAACUGACCACGCACAACUCCCGUCUAAUUACAGUGCAACCCCUGGUGGAACCAUCUUCUCGACGACCCCAGGAGGUACUAGGAUAGUCUAUGAGAGGGAUUUCUUACUUCAGUGUCGAAAUUCCACACUUUCAAUGACUCCACCCACCAACCUGCCAAUAAUUCCCGGUGUCACACGGCCC